AUGUCACCAAGAAAUUGGAGUCCUACAACCAAACAGACUCAUGGUUCUGAUGCAAUAAGCACAGACAAAUAAGAUUUUGGAAUGCAAAAAUCAUUGCUAAUUGGAAUCCAAUUAUCAACUCACUUCCAAACAUCAGUGCACUUAAAAAUUAACCAAGAAAAUUAUACGAGAGCAACAUUCAAUGUUUUAUUUAUAUUUCUAUUAUGUAGAUCUAUUGUUCAAUAUUCUAAUGAUCUAUCAUUGCAAGUGUAAGUAAGUGAUAAGGUAAAUUUGAUAAUUUAUUAAUAACAUUUGUUAAACAACUCAGAACUCUAAGUAUACAAAUUGUGCACAUUAAUUGAUCAUCAUCAAAGCGAGAUCCUUUCAGUUACGAUAUCUCCUUGCAAUCAAUAUAUCGGCACUACAUCCAAAGACAAAACAGCAAUAAUAUUUGAACUACGAAAGAACAAACAAUUAGUAUUAAAUGCUCAUCAGAGUGCAGUCUAAGAUAUGAUUUGGGUUUUGUAACAUAAUGUCGUGAAUGGCAAUAGUAGUGCCAAUAUUCAACAUUCGAAACAGGAUUAAUAAGAAUCACUCUUUCAAAGUAAUUAGACAUCAACUACUCUAAAAUUAUUAAAGUACAAGAUAUGGACUAUUGCCAACGAUGGCUGGCUAUUUGGAUGGGAGUAGGGAAAUAAGAUUUACAGUCUUAAGACUGAGGAGAAGGUGAAAAGAAUGCAUUAUGAUCAAAAUCAGGAUUCCCUAAUUAUUGUAAGUGAAUACAAGUUAUCAAUCUACUAAUUAUCAAAAAAGCAAUUGAUUCGACAACUUAGUUUGAAUGAUCAAAUUAUAGAUGUGAAAAUUGAAAAAGCACAAACCUUUUUAAUUACCAUGACCAAAAAUAUCAAUUAUCAAUUCACCUAUUAUUCCCUACCCAAUCUUGAAUUUGUGAAGAUGUUUAUAGAACAUAAUCCAAAAUUGCUCAUUAAAUAAUUUGAUAUCGGGUGGCAUCAUAAUAAUUUAAUAGUUUGUUGUACUAAUGAAGGAGUUACCAUAAUGUGGCAUAUCUAAAAAGGAUAAUUGCCUUUCUUUCGAAAAUAAGUACUUUAUUAUCCAAUUAAUACAAUAAGAUUCACAAAGGCCCCAUAAGUUUAGUUAGUAUAGAGCCUCUGA
Messenger RNA from Paramecium tetraurelia, 1152 nucleotides. RefSeq lists its product as uncharacterized. The transcript has a single exon. Lineage: Eukaryota; Ciliophora; Oligohymenophorea; Peniculida; Parameciidae. Gene Ontology annotation, molecular function: protein binding. The record is from RefSeq and is a predicted model, not a curated record.